This is a messenger RNA of Protopterus annectens (West African lungfish), 1919 nucleotides long. RefSeq names its product peptidylprolyl isomerase like 2 (gene PPIL2). NCBI's taxonomy places the organism in Eukaryota, Metazoa, Chordata, Ceratodontiformes, Protopteridae. Gene Ontology annotation, molecular function: ubiquitin-ubiquitin ligase activity; peptidyl-prolyl cis-trans isomerase activity. The record is from RefSeq and is a predicted model, not a curated record. Gene Ontology annotation, cellular component: catalytic step 2 spliceosome. Gene Ontology annotation, biological process: protein polyubiquitination; protein peptidyl-prolyl isomerization; protein folding.
UCAGAGGGACACCUUAAAACCGAACACGCGGUGGGACCGUGGGAGUUUUUUUACGUUCCUUUAUCCCUGUCAUACUGUGUGUGAUUUAAAUUCUGUUUAAGCUUAACAUAAAGUGAAUAUUUUUAGUAACAUCCAGCAAGAUGGGGAAACGGCAGCACCAGAAGGAUAAAAUGUAUAUCACGUGUACAGAAUACACAAACUUUUAUGGAGGCAAGAAAGCAGAGAUUCCACAGAGCAACUUCAGGCGAUUGGCUUUUGAUCAUUGCAGCUUAUCUCUUCAACCAUUCGAGUACCCCGUGUGUACUAGUGAUGGACACAUCUUCGAUUUGUUGAAUAUUGUGCCUUGGAUAAAGAAAUAUGGAACUAAUCCCAUCUCAGGAGAGAAACUUGAUGUCAAGAAUCUCAUAAAACUCCACUUUCACAAAAAUAAUGAUGGAAAAUACCACUGUCCAGUAUUGUACAGCAUUUUUACCAACAACUCGCACAUUGUAGCCUUAAAAACCUCAGGAAAUGUCUUCUGUUAUGAGGCUGUGGAGCAGCUGAACUUAAAAGCUAAGAAUUUCAAUGACCUCCUGACAGAUGAACCAUUUACACGGCAGGAUAUCAUCACAUUGCAGGAUCCUACAGACCCAAACAAGUCAAAUGUGUCCAAUUUCUUCCAUGUGAAAAACAACUUGGCAGUCACAGACCCAGAUGAAGAAAAGGCAAAACUGGAUCCUUCGUAUCACUUGAAAACUACAAAUCUUGAGACCAGAGAGACAUUGCUGGAGCUCUACAAAGAGUUUAAAGGUGAUGCAGUGCUGGCUGCAACAAUGAAGGGCCCUGAAAAGAAGAAAACAGAUAAACUAAAUGCUGCGCACUAUUCCACUGGACAAGUUGCUGCAUCCUUCACAUCCACGGCCAUGACCCCAGAAACAACGCAUGAAGCAGAUGCCAUAGAUGACAAUACAGUGCGUUAUCAGUAUGUCAAGAAGAAAGGCUAUGUUCGACUGCAUACUAACAAAGGCGACUUGAAUUUGGAGCUACACUGUGACAUGACACCCAAGACCUGUGAAAAUUUCAUCAAGUUGUGUAAGAAAAAUUAUUACGAUGGGACCAUUUUUCAUCGAUCAAUUCGCAAUUUUGUGAGUCGUAUUGGGGAAAACCAUUCAAAGAUGAAUUCAAGCCCAACCUUUCGCACAGUGGACGUGGAAUACUCAGUAUGGCAAACUCUGGACCCAACACCAACAAGUCACAGUUCUUCAUUACAUUCCGAUCUUGUGCAUACUUGGACAAAAAACAUACAAUCUUUGGAAGAGUGGUUGGUGGAUUUGAAGCUCUGACUGCAAUGGAAAACGUGGAUGCAGAUCCGAAAACAGAUCGGCCAAAGGAGGAAAUUCGUGUUUUGAAGACUACAGUGUUUGUUGAUCCGUAUGAGGAGGCAGAUGCUAAGGUUGCUGCAGAGAGAGAAAAAGCUCAAAAAGCAGAGGAGGAGGAGAAAGCCAGGGCGAAAGCAAUCCUGCCAAAAAAUGUAGGCAGCCAAGGGCCAAAAGUAUACCAUCAAGGUGUUGGAAAAUACAUUAAUAUGGCUACUGCUGUAAAAAGAUCAGCAGAAGAAGAUAACAGUGGACCCUCCACCAGUGCGGCUGCUGCAAACAAGAAGGUGAAAGGAAGAUCAGGCUUUGGAGAUUUUAGUUCCUGGUAGUAGAGUGGGACUGAGGCUACCUGCACUUAGUACAUCCUGAAACUUGAUAACACUGUGAGAUAACAGUUCCAUAAUAGCUGCUGCCAUCUUUCCGGAAACAUCAUUUCUUUCUCAGAAAUUACGUUUUUUGACUUAUUUUAGCUUUCCCCAUCUCCCAUCCUCCAUUAAGUAAUUGUCUUUUCUAUGGGUCAUUCUUUUGUACUAAUUAAAUAAAGGGCUACAUGAUGUGCUCUUA